Molecule: messenger RNA, 246 nt
Organism: Caenorhabditis briggsae
Lineage: Eukaryota; Metazoa; Nematoda; Chromadorea; Rhabditida; Rhabditidae
Exons: 2
Coding region: 1-246 (81 amino acids)
Source: RefSeq, a predicted model, not a curated record
AUGAAAUUGAUCCUAAUUCUUUUUGUUGCUAUUCUGGCACUGGUCGCCGCGAAGCCCCAUCCUGGCUAUGGAAGACCGUCGUAUGGAGGAGGAGGAGACUUCGGUGACGGUGGUAGCGGUGGACAAUGGGGUCAGCAGUCGUCUUCAUUCCAACGAAGCCAAAGUUCUGGUGGAUUCCAGAAUAGUGGCGGCGGAUUCCAAGGAGGAAUGGGACCCGGUGGAGGCGGAGUAUGGGGCAGAAAAUAA